AUGGACGACUCCGACCAGGAACUGGGGCGGGAAGCCUCGGUAGUAGACUGGGCAAACCGCCACCAUGAGGACCAUGGUCGUGUCGUGAACCCAGAGAUAUCUUUCACCAUGUCCCCAGCAUGUACGUCGCAUCGGCGCUCAACGAAACGCGGAUCGUCGGAGAGACUACCAUACCCCUCAAUACCGGAACAAGACUUCGUCCAUCGCGCGUUCAAGCACGCUCCGCCCCUUUAUGGGUGCACCAUGUUGGGUCUUUGGCCAGAACUCGGGUGGGUCGAGUGCGCGAUGGGCAAAACGCGUCCACCCCCACCCGAGCGGCCGUUCGAGGGCAUGCUCACCAUCCACUCCGAGCUCUUCCCUAUCGCGGCGAGCGAGUACAAGUUCGGCCGACUAUCGGAAGAAGAGGUGACGGUCACGCCCAUGCUCGACAAGCUCCUGUGGCGGAGCGACGCGGCGGACAAGGAGCCUGUGUGGCACAUCCCGUUCACGAUCCACGUCCUCGCCGACGCGGGGAACAUGGUCGACUGCGCGUGCCUCGCCGGCAUCGUCGCGCCCAAGCACUUCCGAAGGCCGAAGGCCGAGGGUGAGGGUGAGGAGCUCACCGUGCAUCCCCCGUCGGAACGCGCGCCCGUGCCCUUGUCCAUGCCCCGCACGCAGGCGUUCUACCCGGACUCGGACACACCGCCCCUGCCCGACCCGUUGCACCUUCAAGAAACGCUGAGCGAGGGGCUGCUCACCGUCGCACUCAACGCGCAGCGGGAGCCCUGCGUGGCCCAGAAGGCGACUGGUAUAUACAGGAUCGUGGAAGCGCAGCUCGUGGUGGACUGGAGGGGAACAAAUGUGGAGGUGCGGUAG
Epithele typhae is the source of this 855-nucleotide messenger RNA. RefSeq names its product ribosomal protein S5 domain 2-like protein. Bases 1 to 855 code for a protein of 284 amino acids. The record is from RefSeq and is a predicted model, not a curated record. Gene Ontology annotation, biological process: U5 snRNA 3'-end processing; U1 snRNA 3'-end processing; exonucleolytic trimming to generate mature 3'-end of 5.8S rRNA from tricistronic rRNA transcript (SSU-rRNA, 5.8S rRNA, LSU-rRNA). Gene Ontology annotation, cellular component: cytoplasmic exosome (RNase complex); nuclear exosome (RNase complex). The transcript has 7 exons. NCBI's taxonomy places the organism in Eukaryota, Fungi, Basidiomycota, Agaricomycetes, Polyporales, Epitheliaceae.